UCCCUCUUUUUUCAAUAUCAGAGAGAAAAAAAAAAGGUAAACGUGAAGAGAAGAAAGAAAAAGUUUAAAUAGUGGAAGACUGGAAAAGCAUAGUCGCGACUUUUUUUUUCUAUAUUCUUUAUCUUGCAGUGUCGUGUUGAACGUGACAUUUUUCUUACUUACCUCUACGUAUAUUUGUUAUAUAUAAACUCUUUUGUCGGCUACUCUUUACUGUUUCGCGUCUACCUUUUCCGUAAUAAUAAUCCCACAGUAUGUGCAAAUCAUCUUCACCUGCCCAACCCGCUGAGCGUCAAGUGCUCCCUACCAAUGUCAAACCUGUUCACUAUGAUCUGACACUUCAACCCAACUUGGAAACCUUUGUUUUCCACGGUCGUGUCAAAGUCGAUUUGGAAGUAAAAGAAGAUACCAAGCAAAUCGUUCUCAAUACACAUGAUAUCAAGAUUCACUCGGCUUCUCUGUUCUCUGCCAGUUUGAAAACCGAAACCAACCAAGUGGCCACUGAUAUCAGCUACGAUGAAAAGAAGGAUCAGGCAACAUUGACUUUUGCCGAAGCUGUGUUGGCCAACACCAAGGCUGUUCUCGAUAUCACCUUUGAGGGUAUCCUCAACGAUCAAAUGGCCGGUUUCUACCGAUCUUCUUACAAGGAUGCAGACGGUAACACACAAUACCUGGCUACUACUCAGUUCGAAGCUACCGAUGCUCGCCGAGCUUUCCCCUGUUGGGAUGAGCCUUCCUUGAAAGCCACUUUUGACGUGACAUUGAUUGUCCCUUCAAAGUUGACUGCAUUGUCCAACAUGAACGUCACCUCGGAGAAGCCUUACCUUGAGAGCGCCAAGGGAACCACAAUUGGCAAGCACGAGGAAGCUCAAACCGGCAAGGACGUUUCUGCUGUGAAAGAUUUGAAGGAAGUCAAGUAUGCUACCACGCCUCGCAUGAGUACCUACCUGUUAGCUUUCGUUGUCGGUCCUUUUGAGUACAUCGAAGCUUAUACCUCGGGCGACCACAACGGCCGUCCCAUUUGCGCUCGUGUCUAUGCUCUUCCUGGAUCCGUCGAGCAAGGUCGUCACGCAUUGAACGUCUGUGUUGAGGCUCUCGAAUACUUUGCCCAAGUGUUUGGUGAACCUUAUCCUUUGCCAAAGAUUGACAUGGUCGCCAUUCCCGAUUUUGAAGCUGGUGCUAUGGAAAACUGGGGUUUGGUCACCUACCGAACGGUUGCUCUGUUGUUUGAUGAAAAGUCGUCUUCUAUUGUGUUCAAGAAGAGCACUGCAUACACUGUGUGCCACGAAUUGGCUCAUCAAUGGUUCGGUAACUUGGUCACUAUGGAAUGGUGGGACCAUUUGUGGUUGAACGAAGGUUUUGCCACCUGGGUGGGUUGGUUAGCCGUGGAUCAGAUUUUCCCCGAUUGGGAUGUGUGGACUUCGUUUGUCAACGAGGAUAUGCCCCGAGCUUUGAACUUGGAUGCCCUUCGAUCGUCGCAUCCCAUUGAAGUGGCCGUGAACGAUCCCGCUGAAAUCCACCAGAUUUUCGACGCUAUUUCCUACUACAAGGGCGCCAGUGUCAUCCGAAUGUUGAGCUCUUGGCUUGGUGUGGAAACUUUCUUGGCCGGUGUUCGACGAUACAUCCAGCGUCACAAGUUGGCCAAUGCUUCCACCAACGAUCUCUGGACCGCUUUGAGCGAAGAAGCCGGUGUCGAUGUUUCCAAAUUCAUGACAUUGUGGACCAAACGUGUCGGCUAUCCCGUGUUGAAGGUCGAGACUGAAGGCAAGAAUGUCAAGAUUACCCAAUCCCGCUAUCUUUCUACUGGUGACUUGAAGUCCGAAGAAGAUACCACGGUCUGGUGGGCUCCUCUUGGUAUUUUGGUCCCUGGCGGCAAGGUCGAAUCUCACACCUUGACGGAAAAGUCUCAAACCUUUGAAAUUGGUUCGCCCGAUUUGUUCAAGGUGAAUGCCGGUCAAACCGCUGUUUACCGUGUCAACUAUCCCAUCAACGUGAUUCGUCAACUUGGCGAAGAGAUCAAGAAGGGCAAGGACGGUCUUUUGUCCAACACGGCGGAUCGCGUUGGUUUGCUUGCUGAUGCUGCCAACUUGUGCGAGAGCGGUGAACAGGACACUACUGCUUUCUUGGAACUCGCUCGCGCCUUUGUCAACGAAGACAAUUACUUUGUGUGGUCUCAGUUGAGCACCCAUCUCAGCAACAUCCUCAGCGUCUGGUACGAACAACCGGAAGAUGUGCGUGACGGUCUCAAGGCAUUGAGACGCAGCCUGUUUGCUCCUGUGGCUCACAAGCUCGGCUGGGAAUUUGCGGCUACCGAUGAUUACCUUACCAACAUUCUUCGUGUGCUCGCUUUGACGAAUGCUGGUCGUUCCGGUGAUGCUCAAACCGUGGCUGAAGCCAAGAAGCGAUUCUGGCAGUUUGCCGAAGGCAAUGAAGACGCACUUCAUCCCAACUUGCGCGGUCCCGUGUACGGUAUUGUGUUGUUGACCGCCGACAAUGAAGAAGAAGAGCAGAAGUUGUGGGAACAAAUUCUCAAGAUUUACCGCAACGAAAACAUUCCUACCGAUCAGCGUUUGAUCGCUUUGAGCGCUUUGGGCGGUGCCAAGGAUGCCGGCAUUAUCCGCAAAUAUCUUGACAUGAGCUUGGACGACAAGGAAGUCCGUGGCCAAGAUUCCAUCUAUGUCUUCCGAUCAUUGGCUGCCAAUCCUGAUGCUCACGAUUUGUUCUGGGAGUUCUUUACCAAGAACUAUGAUGUGUUGCAUAACAAAUUCUCAAAGUCGCUUAGCUUGUUUGGAUCGGCGGUUCGUUCUGCCGUGGGUGGUUUUGCCAGCAUGAAGAAGAUUGAGCAAGUGGAGGCUUUCUUUGCCGACAAGGAUACCAAGCAAUACGAGCGCGCUCUUCAGCAGGCAUUGGAAGCCGCCAAGGUGAAUGCCAAGUGGGUCGAAAGAGAUCAUCAAGUCGUCGCCGACUGGGUCAACAAGUUCAAGGGCGAUUUCGCUUAAACUGGUUUACCAUGAUAAAAGGAUGAUACACAUAUGAUGACGAAAAAAAAAAAGUUAUCGGUUAUCCUUUUAUAUGAGAUUUGAGAGAAGACAAAUAAAAAAGACAGGAAAAAGUAAUGUAAAUAAAUCAAACAGAAG
Molecule: messenger RNA, 3134 nt
Organism: Radiomyces spectabilis
Lineage: Eukaryota; Fungi; Mucoromycota; Mucoromycetes; Mucorales; Radiomycetaceae
Product: aminopeptidase
Exons: 10
Coding region: 252-2996 (914 amino acids)
Biological process (GO): proteolysis; peptide catabolic process
Cellular component (GO): cytoplasm
Molecular function (GO): zinc ion binding; peptide binding; metalloaminopeptidase activity
Source: RefSeq, a predicted model, not a curated record